This is a messenger RNA of Emys orbicularis (European pond turtle), 2264 nucleotides long. It is a transcript of the gene TRAP1, whose product is annotated as TNF receptor associated protein 1. Bases 1 to 1488 code for a protein of 495 amino acids. Gene Ontology annotation, molecular function: ATP-dependent protein folding chaperone; protein kinase binding; ATP binding. The record is from RefSeq and is a predicted model, not a curated record. The transcript is spliced from 13 exons. Lineage: Eukaryota; Metazoa; Chordata; Testudines; Emydidae. Gene Ontology annotation, biological process: protein folding. Gene Ontology annotation, cellular component: mitochondrial inner membrane.
AUGGUGGCUGAUAAAGUGGAGGUAUACUCGCAAUCUGCAGAGUCCGGGAGCCCUGGCUACCAUUGGUCUUCAGAUGGCUCGGGAAUGUUCGAGAUCGCCGAAGCCUCUGGCGUCAGACCUGGGACCAAAAUAAUUAUCCAUCUCAAAGAGGAGUGCAAAGAGUUUGCGAAUGAGAACCGUGUCAAAGAGGUGGUGACAAAAUACAGCAACUUUAUCAGCUUUCCCCUCUUCCUCAAUGGGAGACGCCUCAACACACUACAGGCACUCUGGAUGAUGGACUCCAAGGAGAUUGGUGAAUGGCAGCACGAGGAGUUCUACCGCUUCAUAGCCCAGGCUUACGACAAGCCUCGCUACACCCUGCACUACAAGACAGACGCCCCCCUCAAUAUCCGCAGUAUCUUUUAUGUGCCUGAGAUGAAACCAUCCAUGUUUGACGUCAGCAGGGAGCUGGGCUCCAGUGUUGCCCUCUACAGCCGCAAAAUCCUCAUCCAAACCAAAGCCACUGACAUCCUGCCAAAGUGGCUGCGUUUCCUCAGAGGUGUUGUCGAUAGUGAGGACAUUCCCCUGAACCUCAGCAGGGAGCUGCUGCAGGAGAGCACCCUCAUCAGGAAACUCCGGGAUGUUUUGCAGAAGAGGCUGAUCAAGUUUUUCAUUGACCAAAGCAAGAAGGACCCUGAGAAAUAUGCCAAGUUCUUUGAAGACUACGGGCUGUUCAUGAGAGAGGGGAUCGUGACCAUAGCAGAGCAGGACGUCAAGGAGGACAUAGCGAAGCUGCUGCGUUACGAGUCCUCGGCGCUGCCUGCAGGCCAGCUGACCAGCCUGACGGAGUACGCCAGCCGCAUGCAGGCAGGGAGCCGAAAUAUCUACUACUUGUGUGCGCCCAGUCGGCACCUGGCCGAGCACUCGCCGUACUUCGAGGCCAUGAAGAAAAAAGAUAUGGAGGUGCUGUUCUGCUAUGAGCAGUUUGAUGAGCUGACACUCUUGCACCUUCGGGAGUUUGAUAAGAAGAAGCUGAUCUCAGUUGAGACUGACAUCGUUGUUGACCACUAUAAGGAAGAGAAGUUUGAGGAGAGUCGCCCAGCUGCAGAACGCCUGACGGAGAAAGAGGCUGAGGAGCUGAUGGCCUGGAUGAGGAAUGCAUUGGGCUCUCGCAUCACCAAUGUUAAGGUGACUCCACGACUGGACACCCACCCGGCCAUGAUCACUGUGCUUGAGAUGGGGGCUGCCCGCCAUUUUCUGCGCAUGCAGCAGCUGGCCAAGACCAACGAGGAGCGUGCCCAGAUCCUGCAGCCCACACUGGAGAUAAACACAGGGCAUGCGCUGAUCAAGAAACUCAAUCAGCUGAGGGUCAGCCAGCCCGACUUGGCCCAGCUGCUGCUCGAUCAGAUUUAUGAGAAUGCCAUGAUAGCAGCAGGACUGAAUGAUGAUCCCAGACCUAUGGUGAGCCGUCUGAAUGAACUCCUUACCAAAGCCCUGGAAAAACACUGAGCCCAAACGUAUCGAAAGGGCAAGCUCUGUGCCAGAUGCCAGUCUCUGUUCCCUCCAGCACAACUGCUUCUGUUGUUGACUGUUGGAACAGCUGUCUGUUCCCAAACUCUGUGCUGCAUGGGGUAGAAUAUCUGCAACUCUGCGUGACACCUAAAUGUGCUUCCAAGUUUCACUUUAUAGGGAGGUUGCAGUUGUAAUUACUGGACUGUGUAUUACCCACACAGAGUCCCAUCGUCCUGCUGAGACAAAACCUGGAGAUUACUGCUAAAAUGAUUUGCCAGGAUUUCUAAGGUUGGCCCAAAAAUCCUAAUUUUAUAUCGAUUCUAGAAACAGCCUUUCCCAACAGAGCAGUUGACAUCAGGAGUCCAGACUAGCUCCAUGGACUAGAACCCCAUAUACCCACCCAGGAAUUAGCCCUUAUACACCAAUGGGCUCAGAACACCAGCCUUCAGCACUAGCAAAAUUCAUUAGCUUGUCAGGAAACCACCUCUCCCUGGCACCUAGGGCUUAGCAGGCACAGGGAUAGAUUGUUGCCAUUAGCAAACACAGGUACUACUGAUGGAACAAUGAUUUGUCAACAGAGUAGUGUGGCAGAUAAGGUAGCUUAGCUGCUGGAUAACUGAACUCAUCCCUGUAUCUGGGGAAAUGUUUAACAAGCUCACUUGGCGUUUUGGACAGUUUCCAGGGUUUUUGCCUCCCUUGCGGUAUAAUUUGCAUGCCCCAGGUAAUCUCUGUUCUGUUUAUUUAUAUUAAAUAAAUUCCUCUUCAUUUCAAGA